ACAAGAAGCGCCGAUAACACCAUACAUUCAAAGAUCGUGAUGAACCCACUACUUUUAACUCGCCGUACAAGCAAGGUUGGAUGGAGGCUAUGCUCCUGCUAAGCCGCGAGUACCUAAUUUCUCUAUAACAAAUCAAAAUGUGCUACGACCUCGUGGAGCGAUAUAUCGGCUGCAAUUGCAUACACUACGAACAUGGCCUAAACAAAUGUGCAGCCUAUGGCACGCCAGGACAUCACAUAACAACACGUACCAUCCUGGUUUCAGAACGAUGCGAUUUACAUUAUGUACCACCAGAUAGUCCUGAGGCUAGAUCGGAUUUCUCGGCCCAUGAAGCGUCAAGUCGGUCAUCUUCCACUCAUGCGGAGUUGGAUAUAUUUAAGCACCGGGCUGGUGCCACUUUUAGUAUCGCUAGGAACCUUCCCACGUUGACUAUAAACAGGAGUCAAUCGCCAUAUCGGCAAGGUAUGAAUCAGGGAAGCUCCGGUACUAAAUCGCAGACUGAAGAUGGCGAACCCGGUGAUAUCUCCACGAAUAACGAAGAUUCCAACCAUGAGCUUCCUCCCACGGAAGGAUUCCCUAUGGAAGAUAGCGAUAAGUUUACGUCAACUCCCCUUAAACCUUUCAGACCUCGGACGCUUCUUAAGCCUCUAACGGAAAAGUUCACAAACGAUGAAUGUCUCCGGAAUUUAUGGCUUCAGAUAGCACGCAGGUCACCCUCUGCCAAGAAAGUGAAGGAGGAAGUAUCACUGUUAAUCUUGCGAUACAGCGCAGACCUAGGGCGUUUAGCCGGAAAAGAAGCGGUUUUGCAUGACCGCAUGAAUUUAAUGAAAGUUAGUCAAUUCGUGGAGCGUAAGCGACGCUACUUGUCACGAAAAAUAUAUGGACGAUUCUGGGUAUCUCCGUUAGUAAUCGACCAGCCUGUAAACGAAAGUAACGAUGUAUCGGAUGACGACUUCGGGGUUAAGUACGACCCAGACAACAGCCUAGAAUAUCUUGCCGGUCUACCUACCAUUCUGAAAACAUUCUUGUUUGAAGCAGAGCCAUUUAGUAUAUUCAAGGAAAAUGUCCGAAUCUUCGUGGAGCAGUCGCGUCUUGGUCCUCCGCAAACUACCUGGAUUGAUUCUCUCCGGAUAGGUUUUGACAACGCUGUGGUACUUGUAAACGGCAAAAGCGCUCAGCGGGGCAUGAGGCGACUUCAUUGCGUCUGCAACUGCGGUCUUCGGCUAUAUGACGACUAUACUGAAACUCAAUCGGGGGCUCUUAACGACCUUGAAAAGAUUCUAUCCAACUAUGGUAUACGAUCUAGGGGUCCAGGCGACAUCGAGUCAAACAACCCGGGACUGAAUAAAAAGUCGAACCAGACAAGUUUAAGAGAUAUAUGGAGUUCUUUUGCACCCAAGAUGAGCCCGCCACGUUUCUGGUUGAGAAAAGACUACUGGGAACCUGGAAAGUGCCGUCAGGUACACGAUACGAGCUCCGAACAGGAACAUAACUAUCUCCUUGCCUGUCUUCCGUUCGGGCGAUGGGUUUCGAAACUGCAUCAGCAGGAGAUAUGUGCUAUACAUUCAGAUCAGGAAUUCUUUGCAAUGUUGCGGACGUUAUAUCGUAACAAACGCCACAAGAUUUCAUUGUCUUGGAUGAAAAGAGUCAGGGGGAUCGAGUUCGUGCAGUUUGAUGUUCAUAGGUCAGAAAUUGCGGCGGUGCGUUCUAAACCGGCGUUGCCACCGGAGGACUUGAGGGACCAAUAUCUGUAUGACCCGAUGCCGGCCCAUUUGAUUCCGCCAAUUGGACCAAACAUGCUGGCGCACUUUUUCGAGAAUCCCACGCAUGCUAGUGUACUGCCGGAUUUAUACAGGAGAAUACCGAAGAAGCUUCGACAAAAGCUAACGCCGUGCCAAGUGACAGGCCUGUCGGUGGGAUGGGGAAUCGAAUUCGUUGAAUGUGUGGAUUAUUUCAUGCUUUUCAUGUUCGGGUGCUUGUGCUUCCUCGCCUGCUCAAUAGUCGCCGUGUUAUGGUCGACUAUUAAACAAGACGUCCAGGGCGGUGUUGGAAUAGGGGCGUUUAUCUUUGCUUUCACGCUGUUCUGCGGCGGUCUCGUUCACUCCGCACUCGACUCUUACACGCUGAAGUAGCACCCGGCCUGACGACUCAUUUUAGUUGACAUCCUUUGGGUACAAGCAUAUUUUCGUAUAUUAUCCCACCCGAACUUGAGCAACUAGGUAACAUAGAUAGAGGUGUUGGAUACCAUUAUUAAUGAGGAGAUUUGAAUAAAAGUCAACCUCAGCUCAAACACGAAAGAUAGAAGCGAAACCUUGUGGUUGUUAACAAAAGUUACGUCCUGCCCCGCAAUUAGUUGUCGUCGCACCUGUCAAUCUUGCACAAAGUAAACAUCACAAGAGGUACCUUACCUAUCCAAAGAGGCAACAACUACCGCCAUUUCGU
Molecule: messenger RNA, 2442 nt
Organism: Daldinia caldariorum
Lineage: Eukaryota; Fungi; Ascomycota; Sordariomycetes; Xylariales; Hypoxylaceae
Exons: 5
Coding region: 138-2132 (664 amino acids)
Source: RefSeq, a predicted model, not a curated record